Molecule: messenger RNA, 1059 nt
Organism: Pundamilia nyererei
Lineage: Eukaryota; Metazoa; Chordata; Actinopteri; Cichliformes; Cichlidae
Product: transient receptor potential cation channel subfamily M member 7-like
Exons: 7
Biological process (GO): monoatomic cation homeostasis; calcium ion transport; monoatomic cation transmembrane transport
Cellular component (GO): plasma membrane
Molecular function (GO): calcium channel activity
Source: RefSeq, a predicted model, not a curated record
CCGCCACGUGACAAUGAGCUGGCUGAGUCAGCCGGCUCGUCAUGCAGCGUCAGUCUGGAGUCGCACAAUUAUGAAAAGGCAACCUUCCGUUGGAGCUGCAACCGAAGCGGAUCUCUCCAACGUCUACCGGGCUUUCCUUCCAAGGCUAACUGAGAGUACCGCUGAUAGAUGGAUAAAAGCCACGACAGAGCUCUUCCUGAGUCUCAACGGUGAAGAGAAUGUCCCAGAAAUCCUGGAUAGAAAGCACUUUCACCAAGAGGGAAUGUGUGUACAUACUUCCAGUGUCAAAGGACCCCCACAGAUGCCUUCCAGGAUGCCAGAUUUGCCAGCAGCUCGUCAGGUGCUGCUGUGGGCGGCUGGUGCGCCAACAUGCUGGCUUCACAGCCAGCUUGGCCACCAAGUACUCAGAUGUGAAGUUGGGUGAGAGCUCCAAUGUGCCUAUGCCCGAGCUGGAGGAGUGGUCAGUGGAAAAACACACAGAGGCCAGACCCACUGAUGCCUAUGGUGUCAUCAACUUCCAGGGAGGGUCUCACUCAUACAGAGCCAAGUAUGUACGCUUGUCCCAUGACACGAGGCCAGACAGCAUUUUACGACUGAUGCUAAAGGAGUGGCACAUGGAGCUUCCCAAGAUCCUCAUUUCUGUCCACGGAGGAGUUCAGAACUUUGACCUGCACCCCCGCAUUAAGCAGGUGAUCGGCAAGGGCCUCAUCAAAGCUGCUGUCACCACCGGGGCCUGGAUUCUCACCGGUGGUGUUAACACAGGUGUAGCAAAACAUGUGGGAGAUGCUCUCAAAGAACACUGUUCAAGAUCAUCAAAGAAAAUUUGCACUAUCGGGAUUGCACCCUGGGGAGUGAUUGAAAACAGGAACGAUCUCAUCGGCAGAGACAUUAUUGCUCCAUAUCAGACACUACUGAAUCCUCUCAGCAAACUAAACGUUCUCAACAGCCUGCAUUCCCAUUUCCUCCUUGUGGAUGAUGGGACGGUGGGAAAGUAUGGCGCUGAAGUAACAUUGCGGCGGGAACUGGAGAAGCAUAUCAACCUCCAAAAAAUACAUGCCA